Messenger RNA from Triticum turgidum subsp. durum (durum wheat), 1854 nucleotides. The record is from the annotation of a GenBank genome assembly. Lineage: Eukaryota; Viridiplantae; Streptophyta; Magnoliopsida; Poales; Poaceae.
AUGAACUUUUAUUCUCCUUGCCGCUCAACUCCCAUUCCCCAUUUUAGUUCCCACCAAACAAACACGCGAUCGGAGUCGGAGGGUUUCGGUUUGAAGUGUCCAAGCCAAGGCCAGGCCCAGGGCAGGGGGACCAUGUCCAAGACCGUGUCGCGCAUUCCGUCGAGCACCCUGACCUCCCUCCUCCCGCGCGCCCUGAAUCCCCACGUCGCCGUCGUCGACCUCAUCACCACCCACCUGACGGCCGACGCGGAACCCACCAAGACCCUCGACCUCUCCGGCCUGCUCCCCUACCUCGGCCAGGACGAGCUCACCGCCGUCGUGCUCCACGCCGGCCACUCUCACCCGCUUCCCACCCUCCGCUUCCUCAUCGCACUGCCGCCGCCGCUCCAGCCGUCGCCUCCCCACCUCGCCUUCCUCGCGCACUCCCUCGCCACCACCCGCUUCUUCUCCCACGCGCUCGACGCGCUCACCCACCUCCUCCGCCUCCACCCAACCCACGACGCCCUCCCCACUCUCCUCCUCUCCUACCAGACCGCGCCCCACCCCUCCCUCCCCGGCCUCCUCGUCAAGGCGCUCCUCCGCCGCGCCCGCCUUCGCCACGCAUUCCACGCCGCCCUGCGCGCGUCCGCUUCCGGCUUCCCUCCCGACACCGUCGCCUUCAACGCGCUCCUCGUCGCGCUCUCUCGCACGGAGCGUUUCCAUGAUCUCUGGGCCGCGCGGGCUGCCAUGUCGCGCGCUGGGGUGCGCCCCAACGCGCACACGUUCAACAUCCUCGUCGCCGCGCUCUGCCGAGGUGAAGACGCCGAGCGCGCGCAGGGCUUCAUAGAGGAGCUGGAGGAGCAAGGUUUCGAGCCAGACGUGGUGACUUACAACACCCUUCUUGUUGGGUUUUGCCGCAGGGGGAGGCUGCAGGACGCUCUUCACCUGUUUGAUGUUAUGCCGCCCAGGGGUGUUGAACCAGACUUAGUGUCACAUACUGUCCUGAUGGACGGGCUGUGCAAAGCCGGGAGAUUGAGCGACGCUAGACGCAUGUUUGACAGGAUGGUCCACAGCGGGGUGAGCCCCGAUGCUGUAGCUUAUAGUGUUCUUAUCGCAGGGUACUGUAAUGAGUGCAGAGUGAAGGAGGCGAGGUUGCUGCUAAUGGAGAUGGUAGGAAAAGGACUCUCGUCUGAAGGAUCCGUUCUCAAGAGUGUGAUUGAGAGUCAUGUCAAAAUUGGGAAGCUGCUCACUUGCUUGAAUAUGGUGUCGCCUUUAAGGAAAUAUGGUGUUGUCAUCCCAUUGGAGAGUUACAAUUGCUUGAUUGGUGCAUUGUGCGAGGAUAUGCGUCCUCAUGCUGCCAGGUGUUUGUUCCAGUGGAUGAUAGAGGAUGGGCACAGUCCUAGCUUGGAGAUGUAUAAUAUGGUAGUAGAUUGCUUUUGCCAGUGCGGCAGUGUGGACGAGGCUUUAGAUAUAAAGGUUGAGAUGAGCUCUAGAGGAGUGAAGCCAGAUUUUGAUACUUACCGUACGCUAGUGACCUGCCUUUGCAGGGUGAGGAGGAGCUCAGAUGGCAAAUCGGUUAUGGCAGAGAUGAUUGAGUCAGGUCUCCAGCCGAAUGAGACUAUCUGUGCUGCUUUGGUUUGUGGGUUCUGCAAGGAAGGUUCUCUUAAUAAAGCAGAAUUGAUCCUGAAGGCUUUUGUUCUUGAUUUGCAGGUUUGCUGCAAUAAGAGCUAUAAUACUCUGAUGAGAGCUUACUGUAUGACCAGGAGCACCACAGAGUCAUUGGAAUUGCAGAACAGGAUGUUGGAACUGGGUUUUGUCCCAAGCAGUGAUACAUGUCGAUCUCUUGUUUAUGGGCUCUCAAGAAGCAUUGCUUAA